Varroa destructor (honeybee mite) is the source of this 8636-nucleotide messenger RNA. It is a transcript of the gene Calx, whose product is annotated as sodium/calcium exchanger 3. Gene Ontology annotation, cellular component: sarcolemma; postsynapse; axon. NCBI's taxonomy places the organism in Eukaryota, Metazoa, Arthropoda, Arachnida, Mesostigmata, Varroidae. Gene Ontology annotation, biological process: sodium ion transmembrane transport; cell communication; calcium ion import across plasma membrane. The record is from RefSeq and is a predicted model, not a curated record. Gene Ontology annotation, molecular function: calcium:sodium antiporter activity.
AGCGCUAUUAUACGCCGGCUUUGAUGCUAGCCAAAACGGACUCGCAAUCAUUGGAAAGUGACCGAAAUCGCUCGAUGAUUAGCCGAACACCGUUACGUCAAUGCGAGACCAGUGCAGUACGAACGAAAGCUUACGGGCGUUAGUCAGUUUGUCUAUGCCACUGUAGACAGCUAGGUAGAAGGCGAUAGGGCCAUUAGCUAAAGCACAAAGCAAUUUUACUGUGGCUGGCUGCGUGCGGCUCCCGCGACUAGGGAAAUAGCGAGCCAUUGUUAAGAAUGUGAGCUGACGCUUGCUAAACCUCUUCGAGAGAAUAAUCGAGCAAAAAAAAAUAAACAGAAUAAAUCGAAGCUGGUUAUUGAAUCAGUAAAGAAACAAGUGCAACCAACGGCAGCACUGAGGACCCUCGACUCAGGAUAGAAACGUCACUGUUAUGCCUACUCUAUGUAGAAUAGGGAAAAGUAUCGAACAAAUUAGGGCUACCGUCUGUACUAGCAAAACUGUAACAGGAAGUGUUAGAACUUUGCAAUGCGUUGCAACGUACACAUCGUUAAUACCCCUACGAGUACAUCUGUCUGAAUACAUAGACCACGUGGGUGGUUCGUAUUUUUUGGAUCGUUAAAUGUAACUGUGCCAGAUCCACUGAUCAUCUUGGCCAAUGAAGAGGACUCGGGAUACAAUCAACAGUAGAUAAAAAAAAAACGGGAGAAGCCGGCAAGUACGCUUCUGCGCUCCGCGGGGAAGUCCAGCAGCCUUGCCUAGCACCUUAAAGCUACAGACCGAAGCAUUGCUAACGGCGGCCUAAAUAGUGUACUUUAUCCCGGAACUUGAUUGAAUAUCUGUGAUAUGGGACGACUUACGAAGCUGACACACCGUUGACGCGCAGCUUUUAUGGAAUUUCCGUAAAAACAUAUUUUAGUGAGAAUCGCAGGAUCACUUUUAUUAAGCCUACGUAUGUAAUAUCGUAUCGCGACGACUCAAUCACCGACUCAGGGAACAGCAACGUCACUCAAGUGAGUUCACCUGAUGGCAUAGCGAUAAGCAGAAAGAAAGUCUUCGAAAUCGUUUUCGGGACACGUUUUCAGGAAAAUUUACGACUGCUCAGUUAAGGAUAUGAAUGAGACCAGAUAAUGUGACUGUCGACCGUGUGUCAGGAUAUAAUGUGCGUCGUUCGUUGCGAGUGCCCUUGAAAAGUGAGUACAGUGGUAGUAACGGUGAUUGUUGUGCGUCCUUGUGGAAGAAGGAAAGUUCGUCUUUCAACGGGCUUGGACUGUAUAAUUGGCCUCUCGAGGUGCCGCGCGUCCGUGGUGCCUCGAGAUGACGAUGCCUAUGGGUACCAAUGCCUCAGUGGAACAUGGGGUGUGUUUGAGCAGGUGGUCUGCUAGAGCAUCAAGGGGCAUGAGCACAUCAGGAGGUCCAGAUCGGCCGUACGACUUAAACUGCCUCAAAGGUGACGGCGUUGAUGAAGGCCAUCUUCAUAAUAGAUUCACGAUUGUACCUUAUAAUCGAAAUGAUUACCUCCUUUGUAAAUUACCCCCGAUAUUAACGUUGAUCGUGGUUUUAAUAGCGUGCACAACCGCCGUCCCUACGCUUGCAGCUCCAAGCAGCUCGAAUGAGGUUCGGAUACCCUAUACUUCCAGUGUAUUUUCCGCCGUGUUCGCCAGCGUUCCCUUUUCCAAAAUAACUACGACAACCGUAGGAAGCAGUAACAAUAGACGGGCGAUAGCAGAUAGCAAUGGCAGCACAGAUACAGAGUCAUCAAAAGAAUCUUCAGCAUCAUCUGAUGAUUAUGAUUCGAUCGAUGACGACCCUGCAGGAUUUUGGACUUACUUCUUACGGCCUGGUUUCGCCUCUCAGAGCGACUCGCAGAUAAAAGAAUCAACAAACGCUACUGAUGAAAGGGUGCCCUAUCAAAAAGGCCAAUGCAAAGAUGGACUUAUUUUGCCUGCCUGGAGACCUCUGGAGCCUCUCUCGACAGGUGACCGCUGGGCUCGCGGUAUACUGUACUUCCUAGGAUUAGUUUACAUGUUUGUGGGCAUUUCAAUUAUUGCCGACCGCUUCAUGGCAGCCAUCGAGGUUAUCACCUCAUUAGAAAAACAGGUGACCAUUACCACACCAGACGGGGAAAGACAGCUGAUUGCGGUCCGUGUCUGGAAUGAGACCGUGUCAAACCUAACAUUGAUGGCUCUCGGUUCUUCGGCACCCGAAAUUCUCCUUUCGGUGAUCGAGAUUUAUGCCGAAAAUUUCGAAGCUGGCGAUCUCGGUCCAGGCACCAUUGUGGGCUCGGCAGCCUUUAACCUAUUCGUGAUCAUCGCCAUCUGCGUGUGGGCGGUUCCAUCGCCUGAAGUCCGGCGAAUUAAACAUCUGCGUGUAUUCGCAGUAACAAUGACGUGGUCAGUUUUUGCCUAUAUUUGGCUAUACGCCAUUCUUACAUGGAGCUCAUGGGGCGUUAUCGAAGUCUGGGAGGGCAUACUCACCCUUCUUUUCUUCCCCGUCACUGUCGGUACCGCUUACGCGGCUGAUCGCGGUCUCUUCAUGGAUAAAUUCCUGCAGAGCAGGAAGUAUCGUCUGAACAAGCGCGGAGUUAUCGUCGGAGGGGAAGGAAGCGAGGAUGAGGAUCUCAAAUCCGAGACAGCCGAAAGUCAAAAAGCGUCGCUUGAAGUUCCAGCCAUCACAAUUAUCCAGCCGCCGACAUCGAACGGCGACGUACAGUCAGGAGAUGAUCGCGAGCCCGAGGACGAGCUUACCGAGGAGGCAGCGGCAUUUGAAAAACAUCGGAAAAGCUACAUCGAAAUAUUACGCAAUAUACGCCGAAAAUACCCUGAUGCCCUUAUGGAGGAAAUUGAAGCAAUGGCACGAGAAGAGAUUCUCAACAAGGGACCCAAAUCGCGGGCCUAUUACAGAAUCCAAGCUACGCGUAAGUUGAUGGGCGCAGGGCAGUUGAUGCGCAGGCGGCCGUCGCGCAUGGUCCUUGAGGAGAUCCGGGACAGAAAAUCACGCGCCUUCUCAAAAGACGAAAUAGAGCUCGGUCUUUCAAGGACAGGCCAGGACGAACCGCCUACCAUCAAAAUCUACUUCGAUCCCGGCCACAUCACCUGUAUGGAGUCAUGCGGUGAACUUCAGGCUGUCGUCAUGCGAGACGCAGCCAACGUUGAUUCAACAGUAUGUGUCGACUACAAAACGGAGGACGGCACCGCGUGUGCAGGAACCGAUUAUGAACAUGUGGAGGGCACGCUUAUCUUCCGGCCCGGUGAGCGCGAAAAGAUCAUUUCCAUAACGAUCAUCGACGAUGAGGUCUUCGAGGAGGAUGAGCAUUUUUACAUCAGAUUAUCAAAUCCGCGCUACAGCCAGGACCCGCAUGAAGAUGAUUGGCCUGUGGUUCUAGAAACUCCAUCCAUAUGCACGGUUAUGAUUCUGGAUGAUGACCACUGCGGAUACUUCACCCUAGCUGAGACCGACGUCUCAAUCAGUGAAGCUAUCGGCGAAUACAAAAUGAUAGUUAAUCGAAACUCAGGGGCUCGCGGUCGUGUUCUGCUGCCUUACAAGACGGUCGCUGACACGGCCAAACCUGGCACGCAGUAUGAGCAUACUGAAGGAACGCUCAUCUUUGAGGACAACGAAAUCACGAAAACCAUCACAGUUGCAAUUAUCGAUGAGGAACGCUACGAAAAGAACCUUUGUUUCAGUCUACAGCUAGGAGAACCCAAGACCGAACAACAAAUUCUGGAGAAGUCGGAAGAAAAAAGUGCUGAACACGAGCUAUCCAAAGAGGAACAGAUAGCACUACAAGGACUGCCUAAGCUUGGGGAGGCUAUCAACUGCGUAAUACACAUUCGUGAAAGCAAGGAGUUUAAGAGUACGGUGGACAAACUGUUCCAGAAGACUCAGUCUUCACUUCUGAUUGGCACCUCGUCGUGGAAGGACCAGUUCAUCGAGGCGUUUAAAGUGAUGGCCGAUGACGAAGGCGAUGAUGAUGAAGAGGGUGACGAGGAGGAGAUCGGUAGCCUGGUUGGAAGUGGGAUCGGCGGAAAGAGCUCAGGGGCUCGUUCAAAAGAUUCGCUGGCUAAUCUACCCACAUGCUCCGAUUACGUAUUCCACUUCAUUACCGUCUUCUGGAAGUUCAUCUUCGCCUUCGUACCACCUACCGACUACGUGGGCGGUUGGGCGUGCUUCACCGUGUCGAUUCUUAUGAUCGGCGUACUAACCGCAUUUGUCGGCGAUCUCGCCUCGCACUUCGGCUGUACGAUUGGCCUCGCGGAUUCGGUAACGGCCAUCACAUUUGUAGCUCUUGGCACGUCUAUACCCGACACGUUCGCUUCCAAAGUGGCCGCUAUUAACGACAAAUAUGCCGAUUCAUCCAUCGGUAACGUGACCGGCUCGAAUGCGGUCAACGUAUUUCUCGGCAUUGGCAUUGCGUGGUCACUCGCUGCCCUUGUCCAUUGGAAAAAUGGUACAACUUUUAGAGUUCAUCCAGGCAACUUGGCCUAUUCUCUGACUUUGUUUUGCAUCUGUGCUGCAGUGGCCUGCGUGGUCUUGCUUCUCCGCCGACGGCCUGAGGUCGGCGGAGAGCUCGGUGGCGCGAUGCGGUAUAAACUACCAACUACGGUGUUGUUCGCUAGCCUAUGGGGUUUCUACGUCCUGAUGAGCACCCUUGAGGCGUACGGGAUUGUCAAAGGAUUUUAAAUUUUGUUAAAUUCUGCGAGCUACUGCUAUGGUUCAAUACCAAAUGUACCACUUAAUAACAGAGCCAUUGCGAUUAAUAUUGGUGUUUCGAAACAAACAGUGAGUACAUAAUAUUGCUAUUGCUAGAAACAGCAACACGAUAAGAUCUGUUCGUAUAUGCAAAUAACGGAACUGGCAACUUCCAGCAAUAAUUCGCGAAGAUACAAACGAAAUAGGUUAUGUUAGGCUAACACGUGCACGCAAAGAGUAAACCCCUCAAAACGAAUCGAUUCGAUCGGAAAGAUCACUCGCACGUCAAACGUAAAACUUCGUUGCCCACCGGCAAACCAGUGGCUAAUAGCUGACAGUUGCUAACUGCAGAUAACCUUGCCCGCAGGCAUACUUUGAUUGAUAUCACUCUGUAGAUAAAAUUAAACUAAGAAGAUACGACGACCUGAUGAGUGCUCUCUCUCACUCAACAUAUAUGCUACUCCUGUUACCAUUAUUAUCGAUUAUCCACACACGGGAAAUACGUAGUUUUGAGCCACUGAGAAGCCGGUAAGGAGAUGGAGCAAUGUCCGAUCUUAUGUUCGACGCUCUCUGGAAAAAAUGUCUAAAAAUCUAAAAUGGAACAACAGCAUAGAACAUUAAAACAUGAACAUGACAACACGGGCAAUGGGACCUGCUUUGACAAUUAUUGCAACCUAUACUUAUUACGCAUACGAGCGCGGAUCUAUACAUAGACAUAAAUGCAUCAGAUACAACGAAAGGGAAGGUGGAGGAAAAGCAAAACUCCAUCAUAGGACUAGACACCGUACCUGUUGCACCAGAACUUGAUUGGUGAGUACAAGAUAUACUGGCCUUUGAUUAAUAGUAUAUUUGCGAGUACAGAGUGAUUACAGGACACACACAUCGUUCCUAGUCGUAGCAACAGAAGUGAAACAUCCACCCUAAGCCGGACUAGCAAGUUCCGCUUCGAAAUUCCACCUCGAUCAUCACUCUUGUUCGAUGUCUUCUGGAAACAAGAGCGAGGGACGCAGGAAAGAAUCAACCGUAGCCCGGUGUCCUGCGUAACCGAACUGGCUGUAUCAAUAAGGAGAACCACAUGUUGGCGAUGUGUGCCAAAACCAUUUCGAUGUUACUUUAAUACGAGUGUCUCUAACACUGUCUAGUCGUAGUUUAUGAGCGUGUGCUAACCACCUUUAGAAGACGGCAGUAAGAAGCCACAACGUUUAGUUAAGAACUUCGUUCCUGAUUAGUCGGCACCUGUGGCGACGACCGAAUGUCUGAUCCACUCUUUCGACAACAGUAACAACGACAACAAUGUCCAUCCGUUGAAAUUCAUGCAAAACUGCAAAAUCCCAAGAUGGAUCGAGCUAUAUUUGAUGUUAAUAAUUCGGAUUACAACGGUCCGUAUCAACGCAGGUACCAUCAAUUUUUCGGGCACCACCUUCUAGUAAAAUGGCCCAUCAGCAGAAACAUGGUUGAUUUUCUUGACUUUACCGUGCCAUCGAAAAACUAUAUACGUCGCCUUUUAUGGGACAAAGUACGCCAUAAAAGGUCUUUUCUUUUUCUUUGCAACCCGAAGAACAAUAUAGUAAAAUUUUGAAUAGGCCUUUUUGCUUUCACGAGUUAGCUGUAUGCGAUACGGUCCUAAAAACGCGCCCGCUACGAACAAAAGGUUAGCUCCGAAGCUAGUUGUGUAUUGUAAUUCAAAAAAAUUGAAGCCGAGCUGGCGAGGAGUAGCGGCAGUCGCUUGUACCGAAACAUUAAAAUAGGCGGUCAAAGGAUGACCAACGAUGUCAGUAGCACAUGUAUUAUCCUACAGCGACAUUGAAAUGGUCAUCAAAGAAAGAAACAAACAAACCAGGGAGUAGGCCUAAUUUAAGAGAAUACUGAAAGGUUUGCGUACGACUACAGGCAUAAACGGCUAAGCGAAGCAGUCUGAGUACUUGUUACUGCAACUGUACAAUAGAAACGCUGACCUAACAAAGAAAGACCUGAAAUGCAUAAUUUAUACAGAACUAUCCAGGUAGUUGUUAGAAAAACGUGUAGGUGUCUAAGUGUCCAUGUUCGUUCCCGACGUUCUUUGUGCGUCCUUCUUGGCAUUUGAUGAUCAUUAACAGACAAUCCAAAAAUCGCUCUUCCACCUAAAAAGUCAGUGGAGAAAUGCCAAUCGCUUAUGCGACAUUGUGCUAGCGCCUUCCACAACAACCGGAGAAUGAGGUAUGGCCAUGCAAGGAACAACUAUUGAAAAUGAUUCCGAAAACACUAUACCAUAAGGUAUUUUCGUCCAACCAAACGUGUAGGCGCUUCGUUACAUUAAUACAUAUGUAAGCAUCCGGGGUCAAAUGUGGUUAAUUGUACUAAGAACAUAUACAAGGUUAUUCAACUGGUGCGGGGACAACAAAAAGACCACGCUACAUAAAGAGUAGUGUGGUCGUUUUCGAAUUGGACGCUGCAAAAAGCAGUGGAUUGCGAACUAAUAAAUUUUCAAGAGAUUGAAACACGAAGACGAAAGGCAGCAAACUAAGUUUGUUUUGAAAAGGUCAGCUUCUCGCGAUUCCUUCGCCCCAUAAUCGAAUGGUUACAGCUGUGAAUGGGUGCAAUCACGCAAUGGUCGGCUACCUACAAAAUUAUUUCAAUCUCGACAUGAAUGGGCUAGAACAAUAACCCUUGCACUUUCUCAAUAGCCAUCUACGAGGCGAACACAAAUAGUCCUUUUUAUAGCAAAAGUGUCAACAUUAAUGUUCCGCGGUGAAGAAAGUUGUCUGAGCCAAUACAAUGAUGUCUGCGACGCCAAACGGUACGGUUGUUGUGCGCGAACCUACUGGUCCCCCAUAGCAAAUAUUGAUAUGAUAGGUAUAAUUAUGUACAUAAACUAAACAGAAGAAAAUGUUGAUGAGACUGCUAAUAUAAUGAUAGAAUAAUGGUUAAAAGGAUAUGCCAUGACACUAUAACUAAUGACGUAGACAGAAACAGCUGAAACAGCCAAUAACAACAAUAAUAAUAACUUAACAAAUAAAAGUUCACCCGAGACGAAGCGGUGCCGUGUCGUGUUGCUGUGCAAGCGCUGUUGGAAAAAAAAAAAAAAGCACAAUAUUUACCCUUUUUCUUGUUAGGAACCGCGUCGACCAUAUUGAUCGCUCACCACCGUCAAACCAUUAGUAGCGAAGCUCAUGUUAGGACUAUUCAUGCAACUUAUCAUUGGACCGCUCUCCAUCAUCAUGCAUUUUCCGUUCAAGCUAUUUCCUAUUACUAGACCGCAUUUCCCGUCAUGAUUUCCUCUAACCCUGUCGGCCGUUUAAUUAUUAAUACUACCAAAGUCCAACAUCUUACUUCGAGGUAGUUAACGUGAACGUCAACAAUGCUACCCCGACUAGUCGUGAACUAUAGAUGAUUGAUCACGAGGUAUAGUUCGGCGAAGGCUUUUACCAUUACGAAACCAUGCGCCAUCAUCUACAAACGACGAAAGACAAGAGUUUACAGAUAUAUUAUCGAACCGUUAGGAUUUACAAUUUGAAUAUUUUUUGUAGGGUGAAGACAGGUCGCAGCAUCGGACGCUGCACAAGCUUGCUGCCCUGGCUUUAAACGUGUGCCGUAAACACGAAAGAAUGUCAACUGUAGUGGAUAUACAAACUGAUAGUUAGCGAUAAACAGUAAUAGAUAUAUUAUAGAUACAGUUAUAGGUACAUAUAUCGAAGAGCCACAAUUCUCAUCUGAUGCAUUUAAUAUGAACAAAGAAAACAACAGUAACAAAUCAUAGAUUUAUAAUUGUUCGAAUUACUAAUUUGCGUCGAUCAGAGGCGAGAUAAAGAUCUAAUGUGUUAAAUACAAUAUACAUAUUAUCAUGCAUAGUGUAAGUAUAAAUAGAUGAAAAAAAAAAACAAAGGAAGUGUCACAUGCACCAGCACGCUGGUGAGAAAGGAUAGCGCAGAUUACGACUCGAAGCAAAUAAAACAAAAAAAAAAAAAAAA